Molecule: messenger RNA, 1159 nt
Organism: Paramormyrops kingsleyae
Lineage: Eukaryota; Metazoa; Chordata; Actinopteri; Osteoglossiformes; Mormyridae
Product: adenine nucleotide translocase lysine N-methyltransferase
Biological process (GO): regulation of mitochondrial ATP synthesis coupled proton transport; peptidyl-lysine trimethylation; positive regulation of proton-transporting ATP synthase activity, rotational mechanism
Cellular component (GO): mitochondrion
Molecular function (GO): protein-lysine N-methyltransferase activity
Source: RefSeq, a predicted model, not a curated record
GCCCAAAGAGCAGGUUAGCCGAAUCACGACGCUUGCAGCACGCGCCCGUCUGGUUAAUAUUACAAGCAUGGGAGGAAGUAAAUAAAAGGUCUCAAACUGGAUUUGUGGGUGAGGAUCCUCCAUGCUCAGCUGUCAGCAGUCGGAGUUGUAGGUACAGGCACAGUGUAACAUGGAGGAUUCCAUCGAGGUGAUCCUUCAGGACCCUGGCUGGUUCCUGCCUCAUUACCGGGAUAAUUCCCUCUUAGCCACACUGGGCGGAGCCGCUCUUACGGCCUCCUACGGCCUGUGGACAAUGUUCGUGCUGCCUGGCUUUCGAAAGGUCCCCAUGAGGUUAAAGGUCCCUUACUUGCCUUCAAGUGCAAAGCAGACAGCAAAUGUCAUGAAACUGUUGGAGGGCCGACGGGGUAGGCUGGCAGAUCUGGGAUCAGGUGAUGGAAGACUGGUGUUUGCAGCCUGUUCUGCGGGCUUCCAAUGUACAGGCUUUGAAAUAAACUCCAUACUGCUAGCAUACUCCAGAAGAAAGGCCAAAUGGAAAGGGAUCCCGCCCACCCAGGUCAACUUUGUCAGCAAAGACUUCUGGACGAGUGAUGUUUCAAAGUACAGAAAUGUGACAGUAUUUUUAGCCCCCGGUGUGAUGGAGGAGCUCGGGGAGAAGUUAAUAAGAGAAUUGCCCAGAGAGUCACAAGUCAUCGCCUGCCGCUUUUCCUUCCUGACCUGGCCCUCAGCUUCCACUGAGGGCUCUGGGCUGGACCAGGUCUGGGCCUAUGACAUCGACAGUAUCCGCAGGCUUGCGCCUGUAAUGUCAAAACCAUCCACACUACCUGCAAAGCUCCAUUUUUAACCUAUACAGCAUCUGCACUGUUCCCCUCAAAUCAGACCUGUGAUCAAGAUUUACUCUAAACUAAGAGCAAAAACAAUAAGCUGAGUGUGUAUUUAUAACAUCAUAUAUUUUCAGGAAUGCUUCCUUAACUGUUAUCUGUAUUCACAUCCACAUCCAGCAUGUACAAAGGCAUGUGUAAUUGGUGCAUGGGUCACAUUAUGGGUGCUCUGUGUAAGGCAUUUUCCCUUCAAUACACCUGUCAGUGUGUUACGCAAAAUGGUCACACAAAGUAAUAAACCAAGCCUAAGCAAAAUAAAGGUUUUGUAUCCUGCUUGUUAA